AAUAAUUUUUUUUCAUAAUUAAAAUUACAAACCAAAAUAAAAUAUUCAAUAUAUAUAUAUAUAUAUAUAUAUAUAUGGAGAUGAUUUUUUCUAGUGAGGGAGAGAGAAAGCUGCCGGUUUCCGGCAAGCCGGUGAAACUAUUCUCCGACCUAUUCAAAACGGGUGAUGACGAGGGAGCCAUCUCUUCCACCAGCAAGGGUAAACCUCUGGUCACCUUUAACACAGAGGACAUAAGGAGGAUUGGUGACUCCUAUCCAUUCUCCAUUAAAGCCAGGUUUGCUAAGGACUUGCAGGUUACAGACAUCGGUAAAUCCUUGGAGAGGGGAGGGUUUUCUGGACUCCGUGUUAUCUCCAUUAGCAGGUUCACUGUAGUUAUCAUCCUCAAAACACAAACUGACUUCCUUAGGCUAUUAUCUAGAAGGACGUGGAGAGCAAAUGGUCACCAGAUGUAUCUCUCAAAAUGGGAUCCUCUUUUAGAGGAUAAACGUGACAGCCCUUUGGCUCUCGUCUCGGUCUCGCUCAAGCACAUCCCCUUCUUCCUUACUAACGCCCAAUCCCUAUUCUCUAUUGUGAAAACUCUGGGGAAACCAAUUCAAAUGGAUGAGACCACAGCGAGGGGUGGAUAUUUCAAUUCUGCAAGAGUUCUGGUGGAGAUGGACGCGUCCAAACCCAAACAACCUGCCAUUCUGGUACGUACUCCUGCAUGGGAUCGUGAAAUUCAACUCACUUAUGAUCUUCCUUCUUACUGCAUAACUUGUGGACGCUGGGGUCACUGCUGCAAAAAAUCCCAACCCGUCGGAAAAGUCCUCACCGGCGGGGCAACCUUGGUAAGGCAGCAAGCUGAUAAGGAGAUCAAGCCAAAUAACACACAUCAGUGGGUCCGUAUUCAGAGGAAAGGAAAGGCACCAGCUCAUAAUGUGAUGGCAGGCAUCCAGCACUCUCAGGCUAAUGGGCAAACGAACAAAGCCAAGAAAUGCUCAGACAUUCCGGGCCCUUCCAAGUUGGGGUACACAGAGCAAAACAGGCCCAAUUUACAUAUGCAUAAUGUUAGUGGAUCCCCAAAAAGCCCAAGUGUCUCACCCAAACUUGAAGCUGGGCCAACUACCAGCCCAUUGGUGCACAGUCUCUCCUCAACAGGCCUAUACAGCCCAUCUAAAAUAAAAACUACCAAGGCCUCAUUUUUCAAACAGGUAGGUGCUAAUAAUGAACACUCCUCUCCCUUGAACUACCUAGCACUUCUCUCCACCGUUGAGGACAUUGACACCCCAGGUACCCCUACAUGCAUUCACUCUGAUGAGGAAGGUGAGAGGGCUCAGGAUAAGAGUCCUCUUCUUGCCGUGGAGAACAAUUUUUCUCAGGCUAAUAUCAAUGCAAUCCCUUUCAUGAAGGGUAGAGCUGCAAUGCAUGGCCCAUUGUGGAUUUCUUCUGUCUAUGGCAGGCACACCAGGGCUGAAAGAACUGCAUUAUGGAAUGCCAUAUCAUAUAGGGCCCCUAGCAUACAUCCAUGGAACAUUGGAGGAGAUUUUAACUGCAUCCACAGCAUUGACCAACACAAAGGGAACUGCAAUCCUUGCAAUAACUCAGUGGAGAAUUUUAGAGAAUGCAUGGAAGCUGGCAAUCUCCUUUACAUCCAUCCUUCAGGAGGACAUUUUUCUUGGAGUGGGAAACGAAGCAAUGGGAAGCUUUGGCGCAGACUGGACCAUGUUUUUAGCAACCAACAGAUGCUGGAUAGGACUAGCAGUCUACAACUCUCUAUGCUUAGUAAGGGAGCAUCAGAUCACAGGCCUUUUCUCCUGAAUCUCUCUUUGGAUACUUACUCUGGUCCCAAACCCUUCCGGUUCUUGGACUUGUGGGUUUCACACCACACUUUAGAAGGCACCAUCAGAUCUUUUUGGGAGAACAAUAAAACCUACAAUGGAAUGAAAGGCCUUGGGAGAAAACUCAAGGAUCUCAAGGCCAUUUUGUCCAAAUGGAGCAAGGAGGAGUUUGGUAACAUCUUCCAUCAACUUAAGGAGGCAGAAUCUAGAGCAAGUAGGGCACAAGACCAUUUUGAGGCAAACCCAAACCCGGAAUCUUUAGUUCAAUUUAACAAGGCCAAUGCUGAAUUACUCUUUUUUUCCAAAAGAGAAACUGACUUUUGGAGGCAGAAGUCUUGCAUCAGAUGGUUAAAAGAGGGGGAUGCAAGCACAAAAUUCUUUCAUAAUGUGGUUAAAAAUAGGCGCCAGAAGCUUAGGAUCUCCUCCAUCAAGGAUGAUCUUGGCCUGAACAUCGAGGGGGACAGUAACAUUGCUUCACACGCAAUUGAUUACUACACCAAGAUCUACUCUGAAGAAUCAGUCAGUUCUGUUUCAACGGUCCGCAGGAACUCAACCAUACCCUUUUUCAUUGCCAAAGGUCUUUCAAAAUUUGGAGGCUUCGUUGCAUGGGGAUUAUGGAAGGCUUACAACGAAGAGAAGUACGAGGGGAAAGCUUUCAAAGAAGGGAAUAUCAUUGCAACAACCAUGAAGACUAUACAACAAUGGAUAUGGAUACACAAUGGCAAGAAAUGGAUGCACCUGGAUGAAACUUUGAAAUCGUUGGGCUUUCGGUUGUACUUUAGCAGGAAUAUUUCUCAAUGCUUUGUUGUUUAGUUUUUUUUGUUAUUUGGUGGGGCGAAUGCAUCUCCCACUUUGCUGUAAACAUUCCUUGCUUUAUUUCAAUUU
This is a messenger RNA of Cuscuta campestris, 2702 nucleotides long. The record is from the annotation of a GenBank genome assembly. NCBI's taxonomy places the organism in Eukaryota, Viridiplantae, Streptophyta, Magnoliopsida, Solanales, Convolvulaceae.